Messenger RNA from Durusdinium trenchii, 2002 nucleotides. The record is from the annotation of a GenBank genome assembly. NCBI's taxonomy places the organism in Eukaryota, Dinophyceae, Suessiales, Symbiodiniaceae.
CAAGUGAAUUUUGUUAGCUUGACGUUUGACAUCGCGGCGCAUGGCCAUUGGUGUCCCAAAGGGCCAUGACGCAGUCUGCAAUGCAACUGACAAUUACAAUUCCGGAGGGUGCAGCACCUGGUUCCAUUCUAUCCAUCCCUGUGAAGGGCCGUCCAGAGAAUGUCAAGGCAGUGGUGCCUGAGGGUUAUGGACCUGGAGACGAAUUGGUCUUGAUGCAGUUGGCGGGCACUGAUAAAUGGGUGGAGGAAUCUGUGCUUAAGCAAGCCGAGCAGGAUGCGGCCAAUGCUGUCUUCGGUGAUGUGAUGUCUCCUGAAGCUUUGGUUCCUCCUGGGAUUUCCUUUCCAGAGGAGGCAGAUCUUGGCCCCUUGAUGCCCAGUAGCCCUGUUGCACACACAGUUCGCCUGGAUACCACCAUCGGAAUCAUAGACAUCAUCGUGCGACCGGAUUGGGCGCCCUACGGAGCCCGCCGCUUUCUCCAGCUUGCAUAUUGUGGCGACUUAGAUGGGCUUGCAUUCUACCGUGCUGUCAGAGGAUGCUUGUCCCAGUUUGGUCUUCCAGCCAAGAGGCAGUGGCCUCCUUUGCCGGACGACCCAAAGACCGGUGUGCCCUUUCUGCUUGGAGCAGUGUGUUUUGCUGCAGCGGGGGAGAAUUCACGCAAGUCGACGUUGUUUAUUUGCACCGGGGAUAUGUCACACUGCUUUGGGGGAGAAGCCUGGGAAACGCCAAUUGGAGCUGUUGCUGAAGUUUCCCUGGAUACGUUGGAGCGCAUCGAGACGUGCUAUGGAGACAUUGCUGAAUGCAAUGGGAGUGGUCCUGACACCAGCCGAAUUCAUGCAGAGGGUGAUGCCUACUUGGCGGAGAACUUCCCAAAACUCACUUACAUCAGAACCGCAAAAUGCCUUGACUGGCCUUUGGCACGAGGAGCUUGCCCUGAGGUGCGCUCAGACUUGCCUCCCGGACAAAUGGAGCAAAUGCAAUCUGGGCCCGUGUGGGGCUCUGACCAGACUGCUGAGGCUGUCAGAAUACAUAGAGAAGCUGAGAAGCCCGCUCAAAUGGCUCAAUUGGGAACAAGACUGAUGUCUGGCGGCUGGAAAAUGAGCCUUGGCAAGCUGUACAUGGAGCAGGUGAGAGGUGCCCCAAGAGCUGUAAGUUCAGGUGUUACAAUAAAUACGACUCCGUGUGCUGCUCAGAUGGCACAAUCACAGCAGGCACACAUUAUGCCUUCCCCAAUGGUUCCUGGGAUGUCAUAUAAGCUUCCUGCUGACAGGUCCUUUGAGCUCCAGGCCCAACAACAAGCACAAAUGCUGAUGGCCGCAGCUGCCGCCCAGCCUGCAGAAGCACCACCUGUGACCACAUCGAGUUCGGUUCAGUUGGUGCCAGCGGGACCUUUCCCAAAUGGGUCUUAUGUGCCUCCACGGAGUGGGUCGUACGUACCGCCUAUUUCCUCCAUUUCCAUGACGCAACCGCCUGUGACACUUAGCAUGCCAGCAAUAGGCCCUCCGCUUGGACAACCUGGUCUUUGCUCACAAUCCGUGAUGGGGCCAUGCGGCUGCACUACAAUGCCACCUGUGCGCCCAAGAAGCUCAAGCUUGCAGGCGCCUCCUGGGCCUCCAGGGCCACAACCUCUUGGGUCGCCCAGUCCUUUGGGCUUCUCUCUGGGCCCGGGGCCGCAACUGGGAUCUCCAUCCCCCUUGGGCCCCUUGGGAUCCAAUGCGGGCGGACCAAACUUUGCAGCUCGGGAUCCAAUGCCCUUCAAUUUCCAAGGGCUGCAAAUGCCACAGUUGCAAAUGCCGACCCUCGGGUCUUUGCUCCCUGGCCCAGCCAUCCCGACUGGUGGCCGCCCAAACAUUGUGCCAGGGAUGUUCGGGCUAGGCUCGCCUGCCUAAGCGGUGCUGGUGUCGCAAUUUGCUUGCAACCCAAAACGGGCUGUGUGAGCCAGCUGUACGGCUAAUGUGGAUGCGAGGACAGCAGGAUAGAUUAAUUAGCUGCAGCGGCAGAAAGA